This is a messenger RNA of Aspergillus ruber CBS 135680, 452 nucleotides long. RefSeq lists its product as uncharacterized. The record is from RefSeq and is a predicted model, not a curated record. NCBI's taxonomy places the organism in Eukaryota, Fungi, Ascomycota, Eurotiomycetes, Eurotiales, Aspergillaceae. The coding region runs from base 1 to 441 and encodes 146 amino acids. The transcript has a single exon.
AUGUGCCACUACUGGACCACCAAAUACACCCUCUGCGGCUGCAUCUGCGACGACAUAUACCAGCUCUGCCCCUACCGCGAGUACUGCUCCGGCGCUGUGCUCACGCAGACCGAAUACGAAGAGGAUAUGUGCUGGCAGUGUCGCGAUGAUGAGAAUGAACGGAUUAGAUUGGUUGAGUUGGUGAGGGAGAUGGAGGAUUCGGCGGCAGAGGUAUUGGCGGACACAGGUUUGCCAGUGGAAUCUGACGGAGAGGGAGAGCGGGAAAAGAACGCUGAGAAGGGCGCUGAGGGACAAAACGAGAAUAGUGGUGGAGAGGGUAAAGGCAAACGUAUCCGUCGUCCAAAGUUGGUUACUUGCGAUGUUUCUAGGGCUUGUGAUCCGGAGGUUAUCAAGAGAGGGCAUGAGCGUGUCAGACGGGCUUGCUUUGACGAAAUGAAGUGACGGAGUUUGCC